AUGUCUCUCUCGAUACCCAACGCCCCAAAUGCCGGCCUGUUCAAGCAGGGCUACCAGAACUACGACGCUGAGGAUGGCGCUGUUAUUCGCAACAUCGACGCCUGCCGCACGAUUGCGCAAACCGUUCAGACCUCGCUCGGACCCUAUGGCCGCAACAAGAUCGUCAUAAACCACCUCCAGAAAAUGAUCCUGACCUCGGACGCUGCCACGAUUCUGCGAGAACUCGAGGUUGUUCACCCCGCCGCAAAGCUGCUUGUUAUGGCGAGCCAGCAGCAAGAGGCUGAGAUGGGCGAUGCGACUAACCUGGUCAUUGUCCUGGCAGGAGAGCUGCUCAAGAAAGCUGAGGAGCUGAUCCGGAUGGGCUUGAAGACAAGCGACAUUGUUCUUGGUUUCGAGAAGGCACAGACUGCGGCUCAGCAGAUUUUGGAAGAGCUUGUAUGCGACAAGGUCGCAGACUUGCGAUCACAAGAAGAACUUAGCAAGGCCAUCCGCACAGUGGUAGCAGCCAAACAGUCUGGCAGCGAAGACUUCCUCGCAGACCUCGUCGCCGAAGCCGUCCUCGCCGUCCUUCCCAAGAACGCCACCAACUUCAACGUCGACAAUGUCCGCGUGGUCAAGAUCAUGGGUGGCAGCCUGGAGCAGAGCAAGGUCGUCAAGGGCAUGGUCUUUGCCAGGGUACCAGAUGGCACCGUUCAAAAGGCCACCAAAGCCAAGGUCGGAGUCUUCUCCUGCCCCAUCGACAUUUCACAGACGGAGACCAAGGGAACGGUCCUGCUACACAACGCGAAGGAGAUGAUGGACUUCACAAAGGGCGAGGAGCAGCAGGUCGAGCAGGUCGUCAAGGAGCUCCACGACUCAGGCAUGCGCGUAGUCAUUGCUGGCUCCACCAUUGGAGAGCUUGCGCUGCACUACCUCAACCGCUACAACAUUCUCGUCAUCAAGGUCCUCUCCAAGUUCGAGCUCCGCCGAUUAUGCCGUGUCGUCGGCGCUACACCGCUUGCGCGUCUCGGUGCGCCUAUGCCAGACGAGAUGGGUUCAAUCGAUGUCGUGGAGACGCUUGAGAUUGGUGGAGACCGCGUUACCGUCUUCAGGCAAGAGAACGACCAGACAAGGACAGCCACACUUGUCUUGCGAGGCGCCACACAAAACCACCUUGACGAUGUCGAGCGAGCCAUUGACGACGGUGUGAACGUAGUCAAGGCCAUCACCCGCGACCCACGACUAGUACCAGGCGCUGGAGCAACCGAGAUGCAGCUCAUCGAGCGCAUCAAGGCCAUCGCCGACCGCACAUCAGGCCUCGCACAGUACUCUAUCCGCAAAUACGGUGAGGCCUUCGAGGUCAUUCCCCGUACUCUCGCCGAGUCAGCUGGUCUUGACGCUACCGAAGUUCUCGCACGUCUUUACGUUUCGCACGCUGCACAAAAGGGUCGCAAGGACGACGAGUGGACGACUGGUGUCGACAUUGAGAAUGAUGACAACACAGGUAUCCUCGACGCAAAGGACGAGGGUAUCCUAGACCUGUGGGUCAGCAAGAGCUGGGCCGUCAAGUUGGCAACCGAGGCUGCACGGACGGUAUUGAGUGUUGACCAGAUCAUUGUUGCCAGGCAAGCAGGUGGCCCCAAGAUGCCCGGAAAGGCACAAGGAGGCAACUGGGAUCAGGACGACUAG
Messenger RNA from Parastagonospora nodorum SN15, 1668 nucleotides. RefSeq lists its product as hypothetical. The record is from RefSeq and is a predicted model, not a curated record. Bases 1 to 1668 code for a protein of 555 amino acids. Gene Ontology annotation, biological process: protein folding. NCBI's taxonomy places the organism in Eukaryota, Fungi, Ascomycota, Dothideomycetes, Pleosporales, Phaeosphaeriaceae. The transcript is spliced from 3 exons. Gene Ontology annotation, cellular component: chaperonin-containing T-complex. Gene Ontology annotation, molecular function: ATP binding; ATP-dependent protein folding chaperone; ATP hydrolysis activity.